AUGGCACGCUCUAUUCCUACCACCGACUGGCAGCGAUUGUCAGAGACGAAAGAACCCAGCGUCGAUUUUGAAUUACACUAUGGACUCUCUUCUAGGAGCGUGAGAGGUGUAUUAGAUGAAAUCCUUUCGGAUAUGGCCCGUCAUACGCCUAUUCACAACUGGGAUGACAAACUCAUUACCAAGCCUCUUGAGACGUUGGCCAGAGUGGUGCGAAGCUAUCUCAGUACCCAUAAUUUCAUGUUGAACACCUUACUAGGCUAUACAAGCGUAGAAGAGGUCCUGACUGUCAGCGGGACCAAUCAUGUCCGACCCGCUAUGCAGGGGGCGAACGACAUAGACCAAAUAGAGAGUCAUCUAUUCUUCGGCAAGAGACCAUCCAAUAUGGAUAGCCACUCAACACCUAGCCCUCAGAAGUACGGCAUGUCAUCUUGUCCUUUCGGAGUUGGCCCUACGAGCGAAGACGAUUCCAAUCUGUUGGGCUUUGGCCAAGGCCGAAUUGUAUAUAUCACUGAGCAAGUCUCGCAUCUCAACAGAGCUACUCUUUUAAUUGUAUACGCUUUCUGUAUUCGUCUACAGUACGAAGAUUGCGGCUAUAUUGGCGCUUUCAUCGAGAGGCAUCUUAGCCUGCGAUGUAUUUUAAAAAUUCCGUACCAUUGGCAACAAUCCUCUCCUCUAGAAUUAAAUUCUUCACAACAAAGAUGCUACAAGAGAGUCACAAUCUCUUUUCAUAUUACUUAUCUAAAACUGGACUCCAAUGAAGUCGACGAUAGAAAAGAUAUAUUCGAUAGAGAUUCUCUAUUUCCUUAUCUCCGCAAACCAGGAGUGGAGAAUCCUAAUGGACUAUAUCUUUUCAAAGCGUCGUCUUCGAUACUGCUCACCCUUGCUAUCCCGGAAGAGUCAGAGUCCCAUGAAGAAGAAAUCAGUCUAUUGCAAUGUCCCCAAGCUCUGUGGACAGUUCUUGUGAUUAACUCUCUGCAACGAUUUGCCUCCGACCACAGUCCCGCACAGCACUCCACGCCGAUUGCUCAAUUUAUUCGUGGCAUUACGUCGUCACUAUGCACGCAGAGGAUAAACGCGCAAUACAUAUACGACGCUCUUAGGAACGAACUCAAAACUUGUGAUGAUGGAAGUCUCUUCGAUGAUGAGCAUUUUACCAAAUCGACCUUGUACCACUUCGCCAUUAAAGCGUGCGACGAGCUGGAGGCAUCAAUUUCUUCAAGUCUCAGAUUCGUGCAGAAAACACGAGAUAGCUAUGUCACCCAACUAUGCCGUGAAGCCCAUGCUCAUGAGAGGCUUGGGAUAGAUCAUUGGUCACAAAAAAUGGAAGAAGAAAUUUCGGCACUGGAAGACUUGCAGGCGCAGAUUCACGCAGUAGGUUCACAGGCGCAAGAGAGCCGUAAUGCUCUGAGCGGAAUUACUGCAGUUCUGGAAGCCCGGAUGGCCUUGCAACAAGGAAAUCGUAUGAAAACUUUAGCAUACCUUGCAACGAUAUACUUACCAUUAACUGCUGCUUCGUCAGUGUACAGCAUUAGCGUCCUCCCUGAAUCGGCGUCGUUCGCAUCCUUCUUGAUCUUCUUAGCAAUAUUGCUUCUAUUUACCACACUUCUUGGACUGAAACUGUCGACGCUGUCGACGCUUCUCGCAACGAUUGCCCCUGUCUUUCGAAAAUCGACACUUGAGAGCUCUUGGCGAGAUCUUUUGCCGGCGCUACCUCCAUGGAUGGAAAAUUACAUCAAGUUGUAUAUGUCUCUUCUCGACCGCACUAGCAGCCGCGGCUUCUGGGACUUCCUUGGCGAAUCAUCCCAACCACCAACAACAGCAUUGGGCUGGGAGUUACUUUACUUUCUCUACCAACUCAUACUAUUCGCUAUUCGAAUCCUUCCAGCUCUUUUGUUGCGCUACUGCUUAGUUCCGGAGAUUCUCUAUCCUAGAUACCAGUGGUUUCUCUUUCAGUACAGGCACAAUCGAUAUAUGACCAUCAAGUACCACCCAAUUCUUUUCAUCAUAGAUAUUAUCCGGUUUGCUCUUAUACCAGUCUGGAUUGUUUUGGCUGCUUGCAUUAUCUGUUUUUUUGUCCUACUGGACGUUUUUCUCUUGGGUCCCAAACUAUUUGUGGCAUAUAUUCAGAGUACUGCAACCUAG
Trichoderma virens Gv29-8 is the source of this 2142-nucleotide messenger RNA. RefSeq lists its product as uncharacterized. NCBI's taxonomy places the organism in Eukaryota, Fungi, Ascomycota, Sordariomycetes, Hypocreales, Hypocreaceae. The record is from RefSeq and is a predicted model, not a curated record. The transcript has 7 exons. Bases 1 to 2142 code for a protein of 713 amino acids. Gene Ontology annotation, cellular component: membrane. Gene Ontology annotation, biological process: transmembrane transport; metal ion transport. Gene Ontology annotation, molecular function: metal ion transmembrane transporter activity.